Messenger RNA from Lodderomyces oxycetoniae, 1797 nucleotides. RefSeq lists its product as uncharacterized. The coding region runs from base 1 to 1797 and encodes 598 amino acids. The record is from RefSeq and is a predicted model, not a curated record. Gene Ontology annotation, molecular function: SNARE binding. Gene Ontology annotation, biological process: SNARE complex assembly. Gene Ontology annotation, cellular component: endosome; lytic vacuole. NCBI's taxonomy places the organism in Eukaryota, Fungi, Ascomycota, Pichiomycetes, Serinales, Debaryomycetaceae. The transcript has a single exon.
AUGGGAUUGAAGCAGGGUGGAGUGAAAGAAAACUGCGGCGGUUGUUACAAACUCAAUAAACUUCAAUCGGUAAAGUUUAUCAAUUUAUGUAUACAGCAAACGCAGCAGCAAGUUGAGUCAAGCUUAAAUAGUCCCAGUCCGGUUCGGGCAAUGGGACGUCGACGAAGCACAUUAAGCGUUAUCCCGCAGUAUGCUUUGCCGCGGCUAGAAGAGUACGAUGAGUCUCCCCAGAAACUAUGUGAUUUCUUGGAACUUCGACUUUUGACGUGUUUCAUGACUAUCCAUAUUAGGCAAAAGUUGAUAUACGUCAGCUCUGUGGCUUUUAAAGAGAUGGAUCCUCAGUUCCAAGUGCAAUUGCCGCACAUUCCUCCAUUUUUGCGUAAAUGUGUAGUUAAGUUAUGGUAUAAUGAAAGUGACCUGUGGAAUUUGCUUUGUGUGUACAAAUUGGAUUUAUGUCAAUUAGUGGAGAUCAACAAGGUUGAAGGAGAUGAAGAUUCUGGGUUCAAGGAAAAUUCGCUUUGUAUGGAGUUGAAUUCUCGUUGGUUUACUUUUAAAAACAUGCUCGUGCCAGAUUAUGUAAAUCAGUUUACUCAAAUAAAAAGGACGUGGCAUACAAGGUCGGUGCCGUCUUAUACUUUUGAUCAAAUGAGAGCGAUCAACAACUUGACGAAAUCAAUUAGAGAGCUAAAGAUGUCGCGAGAUAACUUGAAGAAACAAAUUCGGCGGUACAUGAUGAAAUUGGAUACCAAUAAUGCUAACAAUUUGCCUCAAAUCAUAGAUGAGUUGGAACACAAGUGUACCUCUUUGCAAGGUGAUAUAAACAAGAUCAAAACUCAGAUUGAAGCUACGAAAAGAAAAAUUUACGACUCGAGACUGGAAAUCAGUCACAUUAAAGAUGUGGUUUCUAAAUUUGAUGGUGUUCAAGACAUGAUCAAUGAUAAAUUAGAAAUAUAUAAUCAUGAGCUAGCAUCAACUAAAGAAGUCACCCUAAGCACAAAGAAAGAGAUAAAAAGUAAACUCAGUCGGUUUAUCCUGGUGAUAAACGAGAUUAUUCCAAUAAAACCAAUUGCCACCAACAUCGCCGCCACCUCCUCGUCCAACUCCAACUCCAACUCCUCCAACUCCAACUCCUCCUCCAACAACAACUCCUCCUCCUCGUCUAAACUAUUUUCAAUUGCAGGGUUCGAAUUCCCGUUGAACUUGACAGCAGUAAGAGGCAUAUGUUAUUACGGCAACUCUACUUUACAAAACAUAUACUAUGAACCACAAUUUGAUACUACUGGCCAACUACACAGUUUCAACAUUUGUCAAAUAAAUGCAUCGCUCUCGCACAUUAUUCAACUCAUGCAAGCUAUUGCUUGUAUUACUUCAACUCCCCUCCGUUAUAAAAUGAUACACGCAGGUAAUCAAAGUUAUAUCAUGGAAGAGGAUUGCAAAAGAUACCCCAUACUUGGCAAGCAACCAGCAGCAACAGCAACAAUAGCAACAACAACAACAACAACAACAGCAGCAGCAGCAGCAACAACGGCAUUUGCUCGUAACCCAACAUUCAAAUUCCCCUUAUUCUACGAUCCAAGAGAUGCCAAUAACGAAAAAAUUCUUACUAACCAAGGUACAAUUACAAUGAACCAGGAAUUUGAGUAUGGCUUAAACCUAUUGUUGAAAAACAUGAGACAAUUGUUAAUAUGUGUUAGAGAGGAUAUCUAUGAUAUUAGCGGAGAAGAGCGUAUUCCCGAAGACUGUUUGGAUAAUUUCCUUUGGGGAUUGAAAUACUUGGAAUUGCUAAUGACUUGUUAA